Paracoccidioides brasiliensis Pb18 is the source of this 561-nucleotide messenger RNA. RefSeq lists its product as uncharacterized. Gene Ontology annotation, biological process: mitochondria-nucleus signaling pathway; negative regulation of transcription by RNA polymerase II; regulation of nitrogen utilization. The coding region runs from base 1 to 561 and encodes 186 amino acids. Gene Ontology annotation, cellular component: cytoplasm. The record is from RefSeq and is a predicted model, not a curated record. The transcript has a single exon.
AUGAACGGACAGCUCGCUGGCAAGUCGACGUGUCCCGCUGGAUCCCGAUCAACACCUGCCCUCCAGCAAUCUCAUCUGGCAUCCCCCAAUGAAGACUCCGCCACUGGAUCAAUAGAAGAUGAUGAAAAUACUCUCACUAUGAAAGGGCCCGAUGUACCCAGGUCAAAACCCAUCAUCGUCAAAUCAAUGCCCACCCACCAAAUACCACACUCACCACGAACUACGCGGAGGAACAUGCUUGCGACCGAGUUGACAGAGUCGCUACGACGCCAUCUGCUCUGGGAACGACAGCAAAAGACCACACCGGGCUUUAAACGCAGGCAUACUGCGUAUGAUAUGGGAAAUUUACAGGAGUUCCCGGGGUCCAAGAAUAACAACAGUAACGCGAACAUGGAUGUGAACGUUAACUUGUCCAAUAUGAACGGAGUACAAACAGCGCAGAGGUAUGCGCAAAAUAUCUCGAGCAACUCCGCCUCUAGGGACAAGGAGACAUCUAAGAAUAGUUCGUGGAAUCAUUACUUCGACUACGGACCGUGGGAAUAUCACGUUAAGGGCUGGUGA